Molecule: messenger RNA, 1109 nt
Organism: Camellia sinensis
Lineage: Eukaryota; Viridiplantae; Streptophyta; Magnoliopsida; Ericales; Theaceae
Source: RefSeq, a predicted model, not a curated record
AUAUAUUUUUUUUUCUCUAGGAGAUUGAGGGUUUGAAGUCACUAAUGGAUGAAAGUCCAGAAGACAAAGAAAUGCUGAACAUGGCAUCUGAGGAAUUGUGUCUGGCCAUGGAAGAAGUGAGAAGACUGCAGAAUCAACUGCUGAAGUCAUUACUUCCCAAGGAUGAUGCUGACGAACGGGACUGUAUUUUGGAGGUCAGAGCAGGAACUGGAGGGGAUGAGGCUUCUUUGUUUGCAAUGGACAUAUUCAAAAUGUAUGAGAGAUACUCAACGAAGAAGAGAUGGAAGUUUGACGUGGUAGAAAUAACAGAGUCUGAUCUUAAAGGAUACAAGGAAGCUAGUGCAGCAAUUUCAGGAGCUGAUGUUUAUGGGAAACUUAAAUUUGAGAGUGGAAUUCACAGAGUGCAGCGAGUUCCUGUGACAGAAAAAUCUGGACGUGUUCACACCAGUGCUGUGUCUGUUGCAAUCCUUCCUCAGGCUGAUGAGGUAGAUGUCCAGUUGAGGCAUGAAGAUUUAAGAAUCGAUACAUAUAGAUCUGGUGGUUCAGGUGGUCAGCAUGCAAAUACUACUAACAGCGCUGUUAGGAUAACUCAUAUUCCAUCUGGGAUUACAGUCUCCAUACAAGAUGAGCGAUCCCAACAUAUGGUAAAGCUUUUAUACUAUUGAAACCAUUUAACCUUCUUAUCAUCUGUUGGCAUAGUUGAUAUUUUCUUUCAAUAACUGAAAAAUGUCUCAUCUUCUACAAUGAUACUUACCUCUUUCAAGUGGACCUCCUUCCUAAUUUAGGUGUUUUUGUUUGAUUUUGUCAUUUGUGUUGUUACUUUUAUGAACAUUAAAUAACUUGCUUGCACCAUACAUGUAAAGAAACAGUGUAUCUACUGGUGGUUAUACAAAGAGUGGUAUAUUACCAUACUAAUUAGGUUUAGCCUUUUAAACAAUCCAAUUAUUUGAUGUAAUAAAUAAAGUUUUUGGUGCGUUAACGUGCUAAAUGUUUUGAAGCAAAUCAAUAAUUACUUAAACGUGAGAUCUGAAUAUUAUAUGUCUCUUCUUUUGUUUUUCUAUGUUAUGAGGUUGAUAUUUUCAUUCAUCAACAUUUUUUUCUGUAGUUUG